GCUGGGGGCUUUCUCUGGGGCACAGGCAAGCAGGCACCACGACAGGAAUGCUGCUGCUGUUGCCACUCCUGGCCCUGGCUGAAGCCUGGUUGCAUCCAUUCCCCUCCCCGUGGAGGCUCCACUUGCAGCAGCAGCAGGAGGCUGUCCUGCCUACACCUGCGGGCAGCAGGCUGGCAGUGCUUGCUGCCUUUUCUCUCCUUCUGAUCCAUGGACAUGCACAAGUGCUGCUGCAACAGAGUCCACCAUCUGUUACCAAAAUGGGAUCCAAAAGUGUGACUAUUGAGUGCAAAGCCGAGGGCAUAGCUAACUUCCAGGCUGCCUACAUCCACUGGUACCGACAACUGCCUGACAAAGCUCCUGAACGGCUUCUCUAUGUGACAGCAGCAUCACAAGUUUCCUAUGAUUCCGAAUCCUAUAGGAACAAAUAUUCGUCUUAUAAAAGAGAGAAUAACAUCUGCACUCUCUCAGUUGACAGCAUACAGGAUGGAGAUGCAGGUACCUACUACUGUGCCUACUGGGAGUCUCACAGCGGGAGCAGCCUGCAGGCAGCCCUUACAGAAAGCUGGCUGCAACCUGAGCGGCACACUUUCAUACAAGUGCCGAGAAACACAGCUGCCUUCCUGCCCCCCAUCUCUCAGCCUUCAAGACACCCCCACAAGCUCAAGCAGAGGAAGGAAUUCCAAGACGAAAGCCGAGACACUGAUGUGGCAAUCAUGUUCAGAGCUCACU
Meleagris gallopavo (turkey) is the source of this 729-nucleotide messenger RNA. The record is from RefSeq and is a predicted model, not a curated record. NCBI's taxonomy places the organism in Eukaryota, Metazoa, Chordata, Aves, Galliformes, Phasianidae.